Messenger RNA from Fusarium sp. VM40, 1602 nucleotides. The record is from the annotation of a GenBank genome assembly. Lineage: Eukaryota; Fungi; Ascomycota; Sordariomycetes; Hypocreales; Nectriaceae.
AUGGCGACACCAUCCGCAAUUCCCACCAAUGGCGAGCGCGAAUGUAUCGCCAGACUUCACAGAACCACGAGAGAAAACCGCGACCUCUGGUAUCAAAUGACCGUUCUGCAACAACCAGAGCGUGCCCGAGCCUGCGGUUCUGGAAUGAAGGCCAACAGCGACCGCCGACCUGUCGAUCCUCCCCCGGUUGUAGAGCUUCGAAUUAUUGAGGGACCCAGUGUUGAGGAGGGCAAGGACAUCACAUUCGACUACAACGCCAACUUCUUCCUCUACGCCAGUCUCGAGCAUGCUCGCCCCGUCGCCCGCGGCCGUGUCAACACACCCGCUGCCAGCAACCCACCUAUUCUAACCGGUGUGCCUGCCUCUGGUAUGGCCUAUCUCGACCGUCCCACCGAAGCCGGUUACUUCAUCUUUCCCGAUCUUUCCGUCCGCCACGAGGGCCUAUACUGCCUGACCUUCAGCUUGUUCGAGACUACCAAGGAGGAGAAGGAUUUUGACGCAGAGCCUGUUGAUGGCGAUCUUCCUCCCGGUGUUGACUUCCGAAUGGACAUCCGGACCAAACCAUUCAGUGUCUACAGCGCAAAGAAGUUCCCCGGUCUUAUGGAGAGCACACAACUCAGCAAGACAGUUGCUGACCAGGGCUGCCGGGUUCGAAUUCGCCGUGAUGUUCGCAUGAGGAAGCGUGACACCAAGUCUGGAGGAGGCAACAACAACAGCAACGGCAACGGAAACUCCAACGGGAAUGGCUUCGAGCGCCGGGAAGAGGACUUCCGUCGUAGAAGGACUGUGACGCCUAUUGCUGAGGAUCCUCAUGGAAUUCGCAACCGUUCUCAAAGUAACUCGAGCGAGCACCGCGCUUCAUACUCUGAAUCUUCUCGACGACCUUCAAUGGUGGACGCAUAUCCUCCUCCGCCUCCCCCACCUUCGUACGAGCCUGCUUCUGCCUCGCGGCAUCUUGCUUUCGGCGAACCGUCUGUACCCCAAUAUCAGACUCCCCGACAGUAUGCGCACCAGCCUGGUCUGCAAAUAACGCCCGUCCCGGCCAGUGGUCCUUAUCCUCCCGCCGUCCAGUCACCAUACUCAAAGGCCGACACUUCCUACGGCUAUGUUAGUCGCAGCAUACUACCUUCUUGUCCUUCGCCUGCUCCGUCCGCCAAGCACGAUCUGUAUGACCGCAGACAGUCUACCAGCACCUACGUUCCUCCUUCUCCCUCCAUCUAUUCCACUGAAGGCCACCACCGAAGAGAUUCGCAACCAUCAUACCCCCCUACGCCUGCUGCUGCUCAACUUCCUCGUCCUAUGAACAACAAACCUUCGCUUCCUUCUAUCAGCAUUGCUGCGCUGGUCUCUCCCGUCUCGCCAUUGCCUCCUAUUGAGCCUCAUGACGGACCUCUUCCUGAGCUUCCUCCUGUCAACAUUGGCGGUAAGCGUAAGCACGAGAGUGUGUUUGCCCAGAGCACCAGACCACUCCACAAUGGUCAGCGACAGAUGGAUCCUCACUACGGCCGGUCUUUCCGUGGCUACAGCCCUGAUCAUGACCAAGGCUCAUACUCGAGAGCAGACGGCCAGAUCAGCUUUGUCAAAUUCAACACAUACGAGUAA